AUGGACGAAAAAGAGAAGAAACACCACAGCAAGAAACACAGCGGGCCCAAGGCUAAUAAGAAAAAGAAGCGCCAUUUGCAAGACCUUGGCCUUGAAGAUGAGGAGGACGCCCGGAAGAGAAACCCAAAGGCCUUUGCGGUCCAGUCUGCGGUGCGGAUGGCUAGAACAUUCCACAGGACUCAGGACCUGAAGACGAAAAAGCAUCACAUUCCAGUGGUAGAUCGCACGCCCUUAGAGCCACCACCAGUGGUGGUUGUGGUGGUCGGACCUCCGAAAGUGGGCAAGAGUACCUUGAUAAAAUGUCUCAUUAAGAAUUUCACCAGGCAGAAGUUGGUUGAAAUCCGGGGUCCCGUCACUAUCGUGUCAGGUAAAAAGCGUAGACUAACCAUAAUUGAGUGUGGAUGUGAUAUUAAUACCAUGAUUGACCUGGCUAAAGUUGCUGAUCUGGUAUUGAUGCUUAUUGACGCCAGCUUCGGAUUUGAAAUGGAAACCUUUGAGUUCCUGAACAUUUGCCAGAUACACGGCUUUCCGAAAAUCAUGGGUGUCCUCACACACUUGGAUACCUUGAAGAAUAACAAACAGCUCAAGAAGACUAAGAAAAGGUUGAAACACAGAUUCUGGACUGAAGUGUACCAGGGUGCAAAGUUGUUCUAUCUUUCUGGGAUGGUACAUGGAGAAUACCAAAAGCAGGAAAUCCACAACUUGGGGCGCUUCAUCUCUGUGAUGAAAUUCCGUCCCCUUACCUGGCAGAUGUCUCAUCCGUAUGUUCUGGCAGACAGGAUGGAAGAUCUGACAAACCCAGAAGAUGUCCGAGUUAAUCCCAAGUGUGACAGGAAGGUCUCUCUUUAUGGCUACUUAAGAGGAGCGUACCUGAAAAACAAAACCCAGAUACAUAUACCAGGUGUCGGGGACUUCACAGUGAGCGAUGUCGCAUUCUUACCGGACCCCUGCGCCCUUCCUGAGCGCCAAAAGAAGCGGUCCUUGAACGAGAAGGAGAAGCUGAUCUACGCCCCGCUGUCGGGUGUUGGAGGUUUAGUGUACGACAAAGAUGCUGUUUACAUCGACCUCGGGGGGAGCCACGCACGUCAGAAGGAGGCGGAGGAAGCGAGGCCAAAUCACGAACUGGUCCAGAGCCUCAUCUCCACACACGCCACCAUUGACACCAAGAUGGCUUCCAGCAAAGUCUCUCUCUUCAUGGAUUCCAAGCCACUGAGGACGGAGGACGUUGAAAACCAAAUGAUGUUCACCAUGCCGAAAGAAGAUAAGAAAAUGGACACGCUCACUGGGAGGAUGCGUCGGAAGGCAGUGUUUGAAGAUGAAGACGGCGAAGAUGGGGAAAGCGAGGAGGAGGAGGAAGAAGGAAUGUCCGUGGAUGAGAACGAGGAAGAGAGUGAUAGUGAGGAAGAGGAGGAGGCAUGUGAAGAAAAAGGUGCUCAAGAUCUCCCGGAACAGGAACCAGUUCUGAGAACCUGCAAGUGCCUUAAAAAAGAGACGGAACAAGCAACUCCAGGAGAGCUCCCUGCUUUUGCCGACAGUGACGAUGAUCUGGAGAUGAGCUCUGGUGACGAAGGAGAAGCCGUCCUUAACGAGAGGUUGAAAGGUGCAGAUGGAGAAGGACAAACAAGUGAAGAGGAGGAGAAUACUGACUCUGAAUUGACGGCCAGAAAUACAAAUCGGUUUAGUAGGCCCAAGCGCCAUGAAACCGACAAGAGAGACGGAGAACUGGGACGUCGUCGCGAAAAGGUUGCUCCUACUACAGAUUCUGGAAAUGGCACAGCUGAAGAAGCAUCGGUGUCCGAGUUGGAAGAAGACUUCUCCUUGGAGGAGGAGGAGGAGCAGGAGCAGGAGGAGGAAUGGGGAUCAGAGGAAGACUCGGAUGCUGAAGAGUCCAGCGAAGAGGACAUUCAGGAGUCUGAAGGGCAGAUCGUUGGAAAAAAGAAACCUGAAUCCAGGUCCAUAAAAGAGGAGGAGGAUGUUGAAGGUCUGUUGAAAGAGGAAGAGGAGUAUAAAGAAGCAUCUAACUUUUCUGUGGACACAGCUGGUGCACUUAAAUGGAAAGAAGGCCUUACCCAAAAAGCAGCAGAAGCAUUUCUCAGGCAGCAGCAGUCGGCUCCCAGUCUCCGGAAACUGAUUUAUGGGACAGUGGCUGAGGAUGAGGAGGAUGAAGACGGAGCAGGCGAAGAGCUCGGGGGCUUGUUCCGCGUCAGUCGUCCCGACAAGGAAUCCAGGCGCAAAGCCGACGGCCUCGACUGCUCCAAAUUCCCAGUGGAGGCCCCCAAAGAUUGGGACUUAGAUGAGGUUAUGGACAGUAUCCGGGACUGCUUCGUGACAGGAAACUGGGAAACUGAUAAAGAUGCUGCAACACUGUUGAAAGACGACGAAGAGCUAUACGGUGAUUUUGAAGACCUGGAAACCGGAACCGUCCACAAAGGCAGACCAGCCGAUCAAGGAGAGGAGGCAGCAAGCAAAGAGGAAAAAGAGGAUGGCGAGGGAAAAGGCAGCGAGGAAGACGAGGAGAAGAAGCGACAGCGGAUGGAUAAGAAACGCAAACUGAAGGAGAUGUUUGAUGCCGAGUACGACGAAGGGGACGCCACGUACUUUGACGAUCUGAAGGGGGAGAUGCUGAGACAGGCGCAGCUUAACCGGGCCGAAUUUGAAGAUCUGGACGACGAGACCAGAGUUCAGUAUGAAGGCUUCCGGCCCGGGAUGUACAUCCGGGUGGAAAUUGAAAACGUCCCCUGCGAACUGGUGCUGAAUUUUGACCCCCACUACCCCAUUAUCAUGGGUGGCCUGGGAAACACUGAGGGAAGUGUGGGGUAUGUGCAGAUGCGCCUGAAGAAGCAUCGCUGGUAUAAGAAAAUACUGAAGACUCGUGACCCUUUGAUUCUCUCGCUUGGUUGGAGGAGGUUUCAGACCAUCCCCGUGUAUUACAUUGAGGACCACAACGGUCGUCACCGGCUGCUCAAGUAUACACCGCAGCAUAUGCAUUGCGGAGCGUCGUUUUGGGGUCCGAUCACUCCGCAAGGGACGGGAUGUCUGGCGAUCCAGUCAGUCAAUGGGGCAACGCCUGAUUUCAGGAUAGCCGCUACCGGAGUCGUGCUUGACUUAGACAAGUCAAUAAGAAUUGUGAAGAAACUAAAGCUGACAGGCUUCCCAUUCAAAAUUUACAAGAACACAGCAUUUAUCAAGGGGAUGUUUAACUCUGUCCUGGAAGUGGCCAGGUUUGAAGGAGCGGCCCUCCGGACGGUGAGCGGAAUCCGGGGACAGAUCAAGAAGGCCCUGCGGGCCCCCGAGGGAGCUUUCAGGGCCACCUUCGAAGACAAGCUGCUCAUGAGCGAUAUCGUCUUCAUGCGGACUUGGUACCCGGUAUCCAUCCCGACCUUCUACAAUCCGGUCACUUCCUUGCUGAAGCCUGUGGGGGAAAAGGAUUCUUGGACCGGCAUGAAGACGACCGGCCAGUUGCGGCACGAGAAGGGCAUCAGGCUGAAACCCAACAAGGAUUCCCUCUAUAAGGAAAUUGUGCGAGAGAAGAAGCAUUUCAAUAAACUGCAUAUCCCCAAAGCCCUUCAAAAGGCCCUGCCAUUUAAGAGCAAACCUAAGAAUCAGGAAAAAAGAGCCAAGGUCACCAAGGACAAGUGGAGACCAGCUGUUAUCAGGGAACCUCACGAGAAGAAGAUUGCAGCCCUCCUCACAGCGCUGGGCACGGUGCACAACUACAAGUUGAAGAAAGCCAAGCUGAAGCGUCGCCAGCAGGUCAAAGAACACCUCCAAGUGCAGCAGAAAGAGGAGGAAGCGAAACUCAAGCGGCAGAAAGAAGCGAAGAAGAAACUGUUUCGGAUCAUCGGGCAGAGGGAGAAGAAGAGGCAGAAGUCGAGCCUGAAGGGGUCGGCGGCAAGGGAGAAGUGAGUUUCUAGCUGCU
Molecule: messenger RNA, 3919 nt
Organism: Euleptes europaea (tarantolino)
Lineage: Eukaryota; Metazoa; Chordata; Lepidosauria; Squamata; Sphaerodactylidae
Gene: BMS1
Product: BMS1 ribosome biogenesis factor
Exons: 22
Coding region: 1-3906 (1301 amino acids)
Biological process (GO): endonucleolytic cleavage of tricistronic rRNA transcript (SSU-rRNA, 5.8S rRNA, LSU-rRNA); maturation of SSU-rRNA from tricistronic rRNA transcript (SSU-rRNA, 5.8S rRNA, LSU-rRNA); ribosome biogenesis
Cellular component (GO): 90S preribosome; nucleus
Molecular function (GO): GTP binding; GTPase activity; U3 snoRNA binding
Source: RefSeq, a predicted model, not a curated record